Messenger RNA from Ilex paraguariensis (yerba mate), 1176 nucleotides. The record is from the annotation of a GenBank genome assembly. NCBI's taxonomy places the organism in Eukaryota, Viridiplantae, Streptophyta, Magnoliopsida, Aquifoliales, Aquifoliaceae.
AUGUCUCAGCUCAACAACAACAACAAUGGAGGUUCUGUGCAUUGCUUUUCACCAACUCGGCGUGGCCUGACGCCUGGAAAGGCAGCCAUACUUGCAAUGGGGAAGGCAUUCCCAAGCCAACUCAUUCCUCAGGAAUGCUUGGUGGAGGGCUACAUUCGCGACACAAAAUGCAACGACUUGGCUAUUAAGGAGAAACUCGAGCGCCUGUGUAAAACCACAACUGUGAAAACCAGAUACACAGUCAUGUCCAAAGAGAUCCUAGAUAAGUACCCAGAGCUGGCAACAGAGGGCUCACCAACAAUCAAACAAAGGCUUGACAUAGCAAAUCAAGCAGUUCUGGAGAUGGCCAAAGAAGCAAGCCUUGCUUGCAUAAAAGAAUGGGGAAGACCAGCUGAAGACAUCACACACAUCGUCUACGUUUCCUCAAGUGAGAUCCGAUUGCCUGGUGGUGAUCUUUAUCUCGCCACUGAACUCGGGCUGAGGAGCGAUGUUGGCCGUGUGAUGCUCUACUUCCUAGGCUGCUAUGGCGGUGUCACGGGGCUUAGAGUUGCCAAGGACAUUGCUGAGAACAACCCUGGCAGUCGUGUACUGUUGACAACUUCUGAAACUACCAUCCUUGGUUUUCGCCCACCGAACAAAGCAAGGCCUUAUGACCUUGUUGGUGCUGCACUUUUUGGUGAUGGAGCUGCAGCAGUUAUAAUUGGCAGUGACCCAAUAACAAAGAAAGAGUGCCCUUUCAUGGAACUGAACUAUGCAGUUCAGCAAUUCUUGCCAGGGACACACAAUGUAAUCGAUGGUCGUUUAUCAGAAGAGGGCAUAUAUUUCAAACUUGGCAGAGACCUCCCUCAGAAAAUCGAAGACAAUAUCGAAGAAUUCUGCAAGAAACUGAUGGCAAAGGCAGGAUUGAAGGAGUUCAAUGAUCUGUUUUGGGCGGUUCAUCCCGGUGGACCUGCAAUACUAAACCGUUUAGAGAACACUCUCAAUUUAAGAACUGAUAAACUAGAGUGUAGCAGAAGGGCAUUGAUGGACUUUGGGAAUGUAAGCAGCAACACAAUCUUCUAUGUCAUGGAGUACAUGAGGGAGGAAUUGAAGAGAGGAGGGGAAGAAUGGGGUCUUGCUCUAGCAUUUGGACCAGGCAUUACAUUUGAAGGCAUCCUCAUUCGCAGCCUCCAGUGA